Spodoptera littoralis (African cotton leafworm) is the source of this 3427-nucleotide messenger RNA. The record is from the annotation of a GenBank genome assembly. NCBI's taxonomy places the organism in Eukaryota, Metazoa, Arthropoda, Insecta, Lepidoptera, Noctuidae.
GGUCGCGUCACUUACGUAUGACAUGUCUCUCACGUCACAGUCACGUCACACGUCAUUUGACAUUUUAUUUCUGACCGACGGAGGAAGAUCAUGCUCGUUUCAUCAAAAUAUUAAAAUAGUUGCAAAAGUAUCUUAUAGUGUUACAGUGAGUGUCCUAGUGCCUGUGACAUCCCAUUUACUAUCUUUACAGAACAAAUUGACAGCACAAUGUUCAGUUGGCUAAAGAAAGAAGGUGAAAAAUCCGAAAGUAUCGAAAAUGUCGUGGAGGGUCUUAAAAGAAUAUAUAAAACAAAACUUUUACCCUUGGAGCUUCACUACCAGUUCCACGAUUUUCAUUCACCGCAGCUCGAAGAACCUGAUUUCGACGCCAAACCUAUGAUCCUGCUCGUUGGUCAAUACUCCACCGGUAAAACUACAUUCAUCAAAUAUCUGUUGGAACGGGACUUCCCGGGUAUAAGAAUAGGUCCUGAACCUACUACCGACAGAUUCAUCGCCGUGAUGUAUGAUGAAAAGGAAGGAGUGAUACCUGGCAAUGCACUCGUCGUAGAUCCCAAGAAACAGUUUCGCCCCCUAAGCAAGUUCGGUAAUGCAUUUCUGAAUCGGUUCCAGUGUUCAACGGUUAGCUCGCCAGUGCUGAAGGGCAUCUCCAUCGUGGACACACCCGGCAUCCUGUCGGGAGAGAAGCAGCGUGUCGACCGCGGCUACGACUUCACAGGUGUGCUAGAAUGGUUCGCCGAGCGCGUCGACCGCAUCAUCUUACUGUUUGACGCACACAAGCUUGACAUAUCAGAUGAAUUCAGGCGCAGUAUUGAAGCUUUGAGGGGGCAUGAUGAUAAAAUUCGUAUUGUUCUGAAUAAAGCUGAUAUGAUUGAUCACCAGCAGCUAAUGCGUGUUUAUGGUGCUCUCAUGUGGUCACUAGGCAAGGUGCUGCAGACACCUGAGGUGGCCAGAGUAUACAUUGGUUCUUUUUGGGACCAGCCUUUACGCUAUGAUGUGAACAGGCGAUUGUUUGAGGAUGAAGAGCAGGAUCUCUUCAGAGACAUGCAGUCCUUACCACGAAAUGCUGCUUUGAGAAAACUGAAUGACUUGAUCAAAAGAGCUCGCCUUGCCAAGGUUCAUGCAUACAUUGUCAGUGAGCUAAGGAAAGAAAUGCCUUCUGUCUUUGGAAAAGAUGGUAAAAAGAAGGAAUUAAUAAAGAAUUUGGGUCAGGUGUAUGACCGCAUCCAGAGGGAGCAGCAAAUAUCCCCUGGUGACUUCCCAGACAUUAAGAAGAUGCAAGAAACUUUGGCUAACCAUGACUUUACCAAAUUCCACCCGCUGAAACCCAAACUGCUUGAAGUGGUGGACCAUAUGCUGGCCACGGACAUUGCUCGCCUCAUGGACAUGAUUCCGCAGGAAGAUGUGAACAUUGUGUCCGAGCCACUCAUCAAAGGCGUUGAAGACCAAGUGUCGCCAUUUGGCUAUGGACGAGGGGAGGGUGUGGACGCGGGCCACGGCGACCCCGAGUGGAUCUGCAGCAAGGAGAAGCCACGCUACGAUCAGAUCUUCCAGGCGCUGAAUCCUAUCGACGGCAAAGUCACAGGCGCCGGUACGCAGCUUUCUUACAUGUGGCCAACAGAGUCGCGCCGGCGGAACGUUACGUCCUAUCACUUCGCGGUACACAAGGCUCUCGACGCUCUCCUCGCUACCACACAAAACUGCUCUCACAUCACUGAUCUGUGCUUGCAUCUCAAAGACCAAGACAAUAAUCUUAGUUAUACGCAACUCGUUAAUUCUCUCUAUAGCGCUACUCAAAACUGUCAACUAAUUACGCAGUUCCUCUUGAGUCUCGAGGCAGCCGCGGCCCCCGGCGGUCGCGACUCGCCGGUCGUGUCCAUACACAGCGUGGCCGGCAGUCUGGACGGCGCCGCCGCCGACGAGCGCGGACGUGACGGCGCACACUAUGAUGGACACGCAGACGACGGUCGCGACGACAGCGAGGCGGACUCUCAGUCCGAGUGUAAAGGCGCGUCACCGUGUCACGCGUACAGCUCGGGACCACUGUGGACCACGGUGCGGUUUCUGGUUCUCCUUUCGCUGAACCUCGUCACGCUGAUAAUAACGACUGAGGUUCUCUUCGUUUCGCUGGUGUAUGUGUUCACAGGCGAGAGAUACCUCGAAUUUUACGUGGACAGGUCUCCGAGCACUUGGUUGGAGAAAGCUAAACAUUCUUCGAGUGAAGUCGUUGAGGUUAGUCUUACGACCGCCAAGACGGAGAUGGUGAAGUCGAAGCUGCCGAACUCGGUGCUCGGCAAGAUUUGGAAACUGUCGGACAUCGACAAGGACGGGUUCCUGGACGAGGACGAGUUCGCGCUGGCCAUGCAUCUCAUCCACGUGAAGAUCGACGGCCACGACCUGCCGGCCGAGCUGCCCGCGCACCUCGUGCCGCCCUCCAAGCGGAACUGAGCGCGCUCGCGUGCCACGCAACAAGGUAUUUAUCAACUUGUCCGGUUGCUACACAAGUACAUCUUGAUAUGUCUUCUACACAUUAAUGCACUUUUAUGAAAUUUAAAAGUUAUUUAUUAGAUGCCGAGUCGAACGAGAGAUUUACUUAAUUGAUACAGUUGAGAGUUCGACUGUACGUAUUGAUGUCGUCAGCUAGAGUGUCGCUCUGUCCGCCACCGUUCGCGACGAGUUAGUUUUGUGUGGUAGGGAGACAUACAACAACAUUCAAAGUAAAUGUUUCAUUGUAUUUCCUGAACGUUAAUGUAUUUUCUUUACAAAUGUUUUUACACUAUUUAUUAGCUUGCAUGUAUUUGUAAGUUUUUAUUUAUACGUGAAAUUAGGUUGAAAAUGACCAAAUAGCUGCAUCCAAUGUAUUAGCUUUAUUUACUUAAAUUACUGUUAGUGCGGGCUGCGGGCUGCGGGCUGCGUCUUAACUUAUUUUGUUAACUUUAUACGUUAAGUACAUGUUUAUUUUCUAAAAUGUAUUCAUAAAUGCUGGACUAGUGUAAUUGCGUCUAGAGCGGACUUUCUGGUUCCGUAGUCGAGUUGUUCCUACUAGAGCUGCGGGCCAUGUGUCGGAGGGUGGCCGUGUCCACGUGACGUGCCUUGCCUUCAGUGUUUAGGUGUAAAGCUUCGUGUGGCGGCCCGCUGCUACUUUGUCUUGUGUAUACUGGGGUACUAACUGCGAGUUCAACUUUUGUGGGGUUUGUGUAAAUACAGAGUUUUAUAUUGGCUAGAUUUUUGAAAUGUAUUUUAGCUUGUGGUUGGCACCACUGCGCUGCCACGUGACGUCACUCGGGACAUGACGAGGCCGCGCGGCGCCGCCACUCGCGCCUUUUACAUUUUGCUAACAACUGUAUGUACAUAAAGAUAUGUAAAUUGAAUACAAUAUUAUUAUCAUAAAUUAUAUAAUUAUAGAGUUUAAUAAAUAGUUAAGAAGCAA